GCGGGUCUUUCUUCUUUCUUCUGUUUCUAGAACUUGAUUCGCAAAGUUUGUUUGUCCAAGCAGUGUAGCACCCUCCAAAUUUUACAAGACACCCUGUUCGCUAGCCCACUCACCUAUUCGAUAUUAUUCGGCCUACAUCUAUCACACCCCGUCAAUCUAUUAUUAAUUCCUGCGAAUCACUAUAUCUAUCAAGUAUUGACGUGCCGGAUCCUUAAUGCGACUCUCUUCACUGCCAGCAAAUCUCGAGCCGUUGGAGGCACUAUGCUGCUAUCUGAAUGUCCAGAAAGUGUCAUUAUCUCCAGAAGAUCCCGUCCCACCAACAAUGGAUGUCCCCGUCGUACGUGAAGGCACACGGAUGCCCACCCACCUCUUCGUACUAUCGGACGGCUCCUCGUCAGGCCUGACAUCCCCCUACGUGCUCGCCCCCGUCCCUGCCGACCUCUUUGCCCAGAAAUUCCGCUCCGAAGCCAUCCCCCCGGUUCGCCCUGAUUCUCCAUCCCCCAUUCCACGCAAUGAGCCCUCCUCCUCGAAACAAAUCAUCACGCUCCCCGUCAUCCCCCUCACCGUCCCCCACGCACCAUCCAUCCCAUUGCUCCUCCUGUACGCCCUCGGCUUGCCCCCACAUAUGACUGGGAUGGCGACGCACCUCCUCCCGCUGGAAGCCAUUGAGGAGUUCCCCUCCGCCGCGGCGAUGUCGCAGGCCAUGGCGCGUGUCUGCGACGAGAGCGAGCUGCGACGAUACGUCGCGUUCAACCAGGGCUUGUGGAAGAAUAUCCUCGCACUCGGCCCGAAGGACACCCAGGUCAUCGAGUUGGUGCAGACAGCGUGGAACGUCACCGCCGAGGCGAGGCGGAUGAAGCGUUUAUGA
Molecule: messenger RNA, 868 nt
Organism: Gloeophyllum trabeum ATCC 11539
Lineage: Eukaryota; Fungi; Basidiomycota; Agaricomycetes; Gloeophyllales; Gloeophyllaceae
Exons: 4
Coding region: 215-868 (217 amino acids)
Source: RefSeq, a predicted model, not a curated record